AUGGCGGCCGCUGCCUGCGGUCCUCGCGGCUGUCCGAGGACUAAUUCAGCCAAACCACACAAAGAACACCUACGAAAAAGCCGGGAUUCCCGUCGCAGACAAGCAGCGCUGUUGUUUCUCACCAAUAUAUCUUUGGACGGUCGACCGGUUUACAACCUAAGCAACGGAAUCGUUGGCCCCAGGGAAGGCGAGAGCCGGUGUGUGGAUGUCGGCGCGUCGGCGGUGACGGGUCCCCCUCUGUCGAUAACCAGCAGCUACGGAACCUUCACCCAAGUGUCAUCCUCCAUCAGCGGGGGAGCUGUGACCCCUCUACCGAGGACUAACACGUACCCUGCUCCUCUGAGCCCUCUUUCAGCAUUUAAUCAAGGGAGCAGCGACGUUUUCACGGAGGAUGGACGAACAGAUCCUUUGUCAGUCCAGGCACCUCCGCUUUCACCGACCUCUGGACCGCUGAAUCCGGUUUUAGCAUCCAGUAAAUCACCCAGCCAAUUCCCGGGCUCUAAUCCUGUGCCUGAUCCCCGCCAAAGGACACGUAACCUGUCUGGGUCUCCAGGGCCAAAGGUUUCCAAGAAGGUGCAUUUCAUCAAGAAUAUGAGACAGUAUGAUACUCGAGGGAGCAGGGUUGUGCUGAUCUGUGCCAAGAGAUCCCUGUGUGCUGCUUUCUCUGUAUUGCCCUAUGGAGAGAGUUAUCACAUCAGUGACUCUAAACUAGAAGCCCAAAGACAGAGACACUCUUCUGGUGGUGGAGUUGAUAUGGUCCCUGGACUGGAGGGAGUGGAAGUGGACUUUGGAAAGACGGUAUCAUAUGCCCGAUUUCUGCUUCCAACCAAUGCCUUGGUCAGGCAGAAGAGCAGCGGUCCACCAGACAUCAGUACAGCUCAGACGACAAUGUCUCGCAACCGUAUUAAUGGGCAGAAGAACUUCACACCUUCACGAAUCAACAGCACAGUUGGACAAGAUGCUGGUGUAUUACAUGGUGUGGACGAGCUAUCAGACUAUGACCCCAACUUACUCAGUGACCCCCAGUGGCCUUGUGGGAAGCACAAGCGAGUCUUAAUUUUUGCAUCUUAUGUGACAACGGUUAUUGAGUAUGUGAAACCGUCUGACUUAAAGAAAGACAUGAACGAGACAUUCAAGGAGAAAUUUCCUCACAUAAAGCUGACACUCAGCAAAAUCAGAAGUUUGAAAAGGGAGAUGCGCUCGGUGAGCGAGGAGUGUGGCCUACAGCCGGUUACCAUAGCGAUGGCUUAUGUUUACUUUGAGAAGCUGGUUCUGCAAGGGAGGCUAAACAAGCACAACCGAAAGCUGGUGUCUGCCGCGUGCGUUUUAUUAGCUGCCAAGAUCAGCAGCGACCUCAAGAAACAAGAGGUCAAGCAACUAAUCGAUAGGUUGGAGGAGCGUUUCCGAAUAAAUCGCAAGGAGUUGAUUUCCCUGGAGUUCACGGUUCUGGUUGCCUUGGAGAUGGCACUCUACCUCCCAGACAGCAAGGUCAUGCCUCACUAUCGCAGACUGGUGCAGCAGGGCUGAAAUGGAGAGGGUCCUUAAAGGGACAGUUCACCCAAAAAAUUAAAAUUCUGUCAUCAUUUACUCACCCUGAUGUUAUUCAAAAUCUGUUUGGCGUUCUUUAUAUUGCAGAACUCAAAAGAAGACAUUGUGAACAUGUUGGUAACCAAACUGUUUGGUUGUAUGGACGCAUAAGAAAAGUUUUUUAAUAAUAUUGGUAACCGUUGGUACUUUUACCAUCGGCUUCCACUGUAUGGACAAAAACACUGAAAUCUUUCUCAAAAUAUCUUCUUUUACUGUAUGCUCUGGGAAAAAAACUAAGUUGUAUAAGUUUGGAGGGUGAGUAAAUGAUGACAGAAUUUUCAUUUUCGGGUGCACUGUCCCUUUAAGAGCUGCCUGUAUAUAUGAGAAACAACGCUCUUGUCUUUUGGCAGUUUUGGAAGGUUAUUUCUAUUAUUUAUUGAUUAUUGAGAUCAGUGGAUAGAUAACUUUCUCUCAGCUAUGUCCAGUGGUCUCGGCACUCCAUCUUCACUUGUUUACGUCCUUCAUGAAACUGAUUUUAUAAAUCAAACACAUUUAGGGAAAGGCUUACUUUAAGCACUGAUCAUUUAUUUCUUUUUAUUAUUUUUUAAUAACACAAAUGCUUAUUAACCACCAUUUAUCAAAGCUUUUUCUUAUGCACCACUUUAUUUAUGCAAUAUUUUAUUUAUGGACCUUAAUUUUAUUGGAAUUCAUAAUUUAUGAAUACUGAAUAUAUUUUUAAUGACUCUUCAUAUAGGUGUUUUUUUUCUUUUUUUCCCUUUUUCCCUUUUUAAGGAGUUUUGGGGUAUGUGUGGCAUUCCGAUGCGUAUCCAGCCAGGCACUCUAUGUUAGAGAUGACAUUUAACGGCACAUUAAUUGUGCUUUUAUUUCUCUCUCUCUCUCUCUCUUUUUUUAGUCAUCUAACAUUCACCAACUAGAAUGUGGUUUUAAAAGUGAUAUGUUCCACAAUGAAUUUUAGGUAGUGUUGAAUGUACAAGUCUUUUGAAUAUGUGAGUGCCAUUUUAAACAGUUAAUCAAAUGUUUCGAAAAACUGAACUGUUUACCACUUGUCUUUUCUUAUAGAUGCAAGUGUUUUGUCUUGACACAAGUCUGGUUUUCUCAGUUUAAAUGCACAGCUGUGACAAGUACAGUGAUGAAAUGUUUAAUUUUUAGCAUCCUACUGUGUCCUAUUUAUCUUAUGUGCAACACAGCACGUUUCAAACAGUACAGUAGGUUUAACAAAUAACUCCACACCUGUAUAUUAAACUGUUGUGUAUUUGGUCACAGAGGAAAUGCCACCUCUUUGACCGAGUGAGUCUGUUUUGUGUUGUGCAGUGUUGAAUAUGACCUAACCUUUCUGAAUCUUCGUGGUUAGUGUUCAUACAAUAUCGUCUUAUAUUAUUCUUUGGAAAUGUUUAUACACCAUAGCUGUGGCCCGUGUUUACUUUCAGAAACUGGACAGUAUCACAGUGUGUAGCAUUGCCAGAAUAUGCAACAUUGUUUUUACAUCCGAUUUCUGUAGCCACAUUAUUAUUUUUUUGGACUGAGAAGCAGAAGCACAUAGCUACCAUCUAGUGGUGGUCUUUUUAACAAGAUAGCUCUGUAUGUGCAUUUGCUUCUUUCCCUCAGGGAUUCAGACUGGUUGAAAUUCACAUUGCCGAGACAAAUGAUCAACCAUGAGAGGGUAAUUGAAUUGGAGAGAACUGUGGGUAAUCAUACAUCACUAUUCCUUCAAAGUGUAAAUCUUCACUGAGCGUUGAAGAAUGAAGUGCCUUUUCUAUUACAUUUGUCAGUACUGUUCUGCCGCCAUACCGUUUUUCACAGAUCUUGCGUGUUUUAAUCUUUUUGAUACAGAGUAAUCACACACCUCAACACAUUAUGAAUGUGAAAACCAUGUGGCGUGUUGAUUGAAAUCUCACUAUAUGUGAAUACAUUCACUCCUGUGAUACUGUCACAGAAGCUUUGAGGAGAUGGAACGGUACAAGCACUGUGAGGGAAUCCUGUGACCUUCUGCAUGAAAAUACUGUGUUUUUUUGUGAGCGUGUUUGUGUCUGAAUUUCCAAAAGAUUUAUUUUUCAAAAUUGUCUAUUUUAGCAGAAUGAUGUGAGGAUAGUUUGCACUGCUUGAUUCAACGCCAACAGGGUUAACACUGAACCAAAAACCACUGUAUGUUGGUGUUUAUUGGGCUGUGUGAGCUAGGCUUUAGUUUGGACUGAACUGAUCACAGGGUCCUAUCUGUUGUGCUGUGUAGAUGCUGUGUUUUGUCGUUUUUUUUCUAUUUGCAUUUAUAAAGAUGUUUUUAAUUGUU
Labeo rohita (rohu) is the source of this 3832-nucleotide messenger RNA. RefSeq names its product Cdk5 and Abl enzyme substrate 2a (gene cables2a). Lineage: Eukaryota; Metazoa; Chordata; Actinopteri; Cypriniformes; Cyprinidae. The coding region runs from base 1 to 1527 and encodes 508 amino acids. The record is from RefSeq and is a predicted model, not a curated record. Gene Ontology annotation, biological process: regulation of cell cycle. The transcript is spliced from 9 exons.